This is a messenger RNA of Sparassis crispa, 396 nucleotides long. RefSeq lists its product as hypothetical. Lineage: Eukaryota; Fungi; Basidiomycota; Agaricomycetes; Polyporales; Sparassidaceae. The coding region runs from base 1 to 396 and encodes 131 amino acids. The record is from RefSeq and is a predicted model, not a curated record. The transcript has 2 exons.
AUGUACGACAGCGCCGUCCUCGUCCAACAGUAUAAGCGCUUCCGAGGCGACAGCGAGCCCGCUGCGCAAUUCGUUGCAGGAGCCAUCACUACCCAUCGCUAUUUUUCAACUCAACGACUCUUUGAGGAGAGACUCGGGACCGGCACCCUGGUACAACAGGUCACGCCCUGCAUCUUUACCGUCGGAACGCACCCGUUCUUCUUCAAGAUUCCCGUCACCGUUAAGCUUUCCGAUGCUGUCUCGUUUCGUCAGUACCCUAGCACACUGACUGAGGUCACUUACCAUUUUCCUGACCUGCCAAGACCCGAUCAACGAUGGAGCGAGGGUAUGCGGCCUUUGGAUAACCUGCGUAUUAUCUUUGGAUGCCUCGAAGCAUUCGAGGAAUUUCUGACUUAA